GUGAGAGCUCAGACGGCAGUGAGGCUUAGCACCAGAUUUGAUCUCUGCGUGCUCUUCUAACUGUACCUACUCUACAGUGACCACCGAGCCACAAUGAGGAGCCUCUCUGUCCUCUGCUGUCUUUUUACAGUGAUGGCGACACUUGGAGCCGAGAUCAACGUUGAGGGAAUUGAAGGGGGAGAGGUGUCGUUCAAGUGCUCUCACAAACUGGCACAUAACAACAAAAAGUACUUCUGCACAGACCCGUGCAAAACCAAUGAAGACAUUCUGGUUGACGUGUCCCCUGGUAAGAUUGCCACCUCUGGAAGGAUAACUCUGGUGGACUCUGAGGACGGCUCCUUCACAGUUAAAAUCACACAACUUCUUCUGUCAGACGCACACGUGUACUGGUGUGCCGUGAUCAGGUCCAUCAGCAACACGUACACGUCGGUCAACCUGACUGUACAUAAAGCUUUUAAAACAACGGUUCCACCCAUUGUUUCUUCCUCCUGGUUUCCGACCGUCACCAACUCAACACAACUGACAACCCGCAUGGGAACAAAUGCGACAGGAAACAUCUUAGAAGUGAUAAACAGCACCACUCCAACAGCCUCAGCCUUGACCAACAUCAGCCUCAACCCUGUGCUGUUCGCUGCGGCCGGGACCGCUGCUACACUCAUAAUCUUCACCCUGGCAGCGUACAUCAGGAAACGGCGAGAAAUGUCAAAACCUCAGCUCCACCUUUGCCUCGACAACAAAGAACCCAGGAGUGAGGUGACUGAUCGUCAAUUUAAUGACAAGGGAGCAAAGAGUGAUAUAUCCGUCAUUUUUGACCAUUUACGACAGCAUCCAACCAGACCCACAGGUCCAGUUUCCCUUCCCGUUUAUGAAAACCUUCCUUUCUCAUCUGGUUCAAGAAAUUUACCAGCAGAUCAGCAAAGCAUCGACGACGCAGACCACAGGAUCUACAUCACACCGUUGCCGUCUACAGCGGCAGAAAUAAACAGUGUGUCUCAGUCUGUCCCCACUGAACCACCUUCCAGAUCGCUUUGGUUUGGUUUAGACAUAUCAAGAAUAAAUCAUGUUUAGGAUGGCAAUACAGCACCUUUUAUUAAAUAGAUGUUAGUAAUGCCACUUCAAGUAAUACUUACAAUGUUAUUGUACACUAUACAUAUGCUUUUAAUCCUGAAACCUACUAAUAACUAAACUGGUGUAACUAAAAAAAAAAUAGAGCGCAGAAAAAAACUAGAAAGUGAUUUAAGUUCAUAGUAUAUUUAGGUGGUAGUAAGUAGAGUCAUAUAGAUUUUUAAAGAUUAUAUGCUAAAAAUGCAAUUUAAGGAACAAAUUGUAUUUUCCAUAAACACUCUGCAUACAUACAACUAUAACACAAUUUAUAAAAGUAAAAUAUUAUCUUUGUGACCUCAGGUUAAUAGUAGAAGCUGCUUAUUUAUAAAUGCUUCAUGUCCUCUGGAAACUUGUAUAACUGUGGAUAUUUAAAUGUACUGUAUAUCUUUACACUUAUGGAUGUUUAUAGCAAAUAUCAAAAACUGUACAUAUGUUGUCUGGGUUUGUUUUUCUUCACUGUGUAAAUUAUUGUCACUUUUCCCAAUAAAAACUUCUUCUGUUUUA
Messenger RNA from Poecilia latipinna (sailfin molly), 1608 nucleotides. Its product is annotated as CMRF35-like molecule 3. Lineage: Eukaryota; Metazoa; Chordata; Actinopteri; Cyprinodontiformes; Poeciliidae. The transcript has 6 exons. The coding region runs from base 94 to 1068 and encodes 324 amino acids. Gene Ontology annotation, molecular function: transmembrane signaling receptor activity. Gene Ontology annotation, cellular component: plasma membrane. The record is from RefSeq and is a predicted model, not a curated record.